AUGCUUGUCGAUGGACUACGAUGCAGUGCGAAUUCAUUCUGCAGCACGGCCGGUGUCGUUAACGUUAGAGAAGUUGCCGUUUUUGUUCUGUCGACCACUGUUAAGCGUCACGUACUCAUCUUCGAACGAGUGACGCAUCUACAUGAUAAAGGUGGACAAAAACUACAUGUUAAGGUUUACAACUUUUCCACUCCAAUCAAAAUUCAGAUUUCGUUCUCGCAGUCACCUCCGAUAAAUUGGGUCCUGUUUUUUGUGAUUUUUGCCGCGUGUUUUGUUGUUCUCCUUGUUGUUGCGGGUUUAUUGUGGAUGAUCAAAUUACGCAUUGAAGUAUUCCGAAGAAAUCAGAGGCGCUACGAUGAAAUUGAGCAAAUGGCUUCUCGCCCAUUCGCUUCUGUGAGGCUCGAACUCACAUCUCCUCAAGCCAAUUUGGUAAGCGUUACAUAA
This is a messenger RNA of Gongylonema pulchrum, 444 nucleotides long. Lineage: Eukaryota; Metazoa; Nematoda; Chromadorea; Rhabditida; Gongylonematidae. The record is from the annotation of a GenBank genome assembly.